Molecule: messenger RNA, 1512 nt
Organism: Eremomyces bilateralis CBS 781.70
Lineage: Eukaryota; Fungi; Ascomycota; Dothideomycetes; Eremomycetales; Eremomycetaceae
Product: glucose-6-phosphate 1-dehydrogenase
Exons: 6
Coding region: 1-1512 (503 amino acids)
Biological process (GO): glucose metabolic process; pentose-phosphate shunt, oxidative branch
Cellular component (GO): cytosol
Molecular function (GO): glucose-6-phosphate dehydrogenase activity; NADP binding
Source: RefSeq, a predicted model, not a curated record
AUGUCGGACACAAUCUUGAGGUCGAACGAGGAUGGGGAAGUAGUCACGAUUGAGUUGAAGGAGAACACAGUCAUUAUUGUCCUGGGAGCCUCCGGUGACCUGGCGAAAAAGAAGACGUUCCGCAACAAUUUCCUCCCCAAAGAUGCCAAGAUCGUCGGAUAUGCCAGAACAAAGAUGGACAGGGCGGAGUUCCUGUCGAGGGCGAAGUCGUCCAUCAAGACGCCCACAAAAGACAUUGAGGCCCAGUUAGCCAAGUUCUGCGAGUCCCUCUCGUACAUCUCCGGGCAGUAUGACCAGGACGAUUCGUUCCAGACCCUCACCAAACAUCUUGAAGAUCUCGAGAAGGGGCAGAAGGAGACCAACCGAAUCUUCUACAUGGCUUUACCGCCUAGCGUCUUCAUCAGUGUCAGCGAGCAUCUGAAGCGAAACUGCUACCCUAAAUCAGGAAUUGCUCGGAUCAUUGUGGAGAAACCGUUCGGCAAGGACCUGGGCAGCUCAAGGGAGCUGCAGCGAGCCCUUGCUCCUAACUGGAAAGAAGAAGAGAUCUUCCGGAUUGACCAUUAUCUCGGCAAGGAGAUGGUCAAGAAUCUGCUGAUUCUCCGAUUCGGGAAUUCAUUCUUCGGAGCGACAUGGAGCCGACACCACAUCGACAAUGUCCAGAUCACAUUCAAGGAACCUUUUGGCACCGAAGGCCGCGGCGGCUACUUCGACGAAUUCGGCAUUAUCCGCGACGUCAUGCAGAACCAUCUCCUCCAGAUCCUCACUCUCAUCACCAUGGAGCGCCCGAUCAGCUUCAGCGCCGAAGAUAUUCGCGACGAGAAGGUCCGCGUGCUCCGCGCCAUGCCCUCCAUCGAGCCGAAGAACGUCAUCAUCGGCCAGUACGGCAAGAGCCUGGAUGGCAGCAAGAUGUCCUAUAAGGACGAUGAAAGCGUGCCGAGGGACAGCCGUUGCGCGACAUUCGCCGCCAUGGUGGCGUACAUCAAGAACGAGCGGUGGGAUGGCGUGCCUUUCAUCAUGAAGGCUGGCAAGGCGCUCAACGAGCAGAAGACCGAAGUGCGGAUUCAAUUCCGCGACGUGACAUCGGGCAUCUUCAAGGAUAUCCCCCGCAACGAGCUAGUGAUCCGCGUGCAGCCCAACGAAUCCGUCUACAUCAAGAUGAACUCUAAGCUGCCCGGUCUGAGCAUGCAGACCGUCGUGACCGAGUUGGAUCUCACCUAUCGUCGACGAUUCUCCGACCUCAAGAUCCCGGAGGCGUAUGAGAGUUUGAUCUUGGACGCACUAAAGGGCGAUCAUUCCAACUUCGUUCGCGACGACGAGCUGGACGCGAGCUGGAGGAUCUUCUCCCCGCUUCUGCACUACCUGGACGAUAACAAGGAGAUCAUCCCUAUGGAGUACCCUUACGGCUCCCGAGGUCCCGCGGUCCUUGACGACUUCACGGCUUCCUAUGGGUAUGCGUUCUCGGAUGCCUCCAACUACCAGUGGCCUGUCACUGGGGGCAACGAGAAACUAUAG